AUGAAUAAUCUGGAACACGUUGAUCCACCAGCUGGUAUAAGACUCCAAAUAAAAAAUAUUGUCUUGUCUUGUACUGUCAUCAAUUAUGGGCCUGUUUACAUGGAGGUGGCGACCCCAGAUAGGUGAGGUAACAUGGGUCACCCCACCUAUCAUGCAAAUGUCAUCAAAUUAAAAUGAGAGCCUAUAUGGACAUGCGGGUUACCUCACCUACCUCGGGUCCCCCACCUCCAAAACAGACCCUAAAGCAGAAAGUCAGUCGCUCGAACCAAUAAGUCGUUGUCAAAGUUUGUGAAGGUGAAAUUACAGUUUUUAUGAGCUUUGUAACUUGACAGCAUCAAUGAUUACAGAAUUACAAAUUUCGUGCAAACUUGUCGUUCACUAGUUUUCAUUAUACUCUGGUCUGUUCCUUCCAAAUCGCUCGUGUGCACUUGCAAAUUGACCACUGGCUAUUGCUGAUAGAGUGGAGAGUUCCAUGGCCAGCGCGAAUGAAGCAAUUAUUUCCGCAAAUCGAUAGACACGACCCUUUCAAAAGAGAAAGUAUGGAAUGGUUUUAAUUGACCCUGUUGUUUUCCUUUGACAUCAAAUACUGAUCGUGUGUUCUGCUAAAGCUGAUGUUUGACAACUGGUAAUCGUUAGAGCCCGAAACGUCAGCUUUACCAACUCACACAAUAAUGAUGAUGAUGAUGAUGAUGAUGAUGAUAAUAAUAAUAAUAAUAAUAAUAAUAAUAAUAAUAAUAAUAAUAAUAAUAACCAAAAUGCAGACUUUGUGGCCGUUUCGACGAGACCAUUGACCAUCUGGUCUCUGGCUGCCCCGAACUGGCUUAAGUGUCAUUGUCUGCGAAAGUGUUCCAGGGGCCAAAAGUUGUGGUCAACCGAUUUAGCUGAAACUUGGCACAGAAGCUGGGUGUGA
Molecule: messenger RNA, 910 nt
Organism: Porites evermanni
Lineage: Eukaryota; Metazoa; Cnidaria; Anthozoa; Scleractinia; Poritidae
Source: the annotation of a GenBank genome assembly